Trichoplusia ni (cabbage looper) is the source of this 6682-nucleotide messenger RNA. It is a transcript of the gene PlexA, whose product is annotated as plexin A3. Bases 531 to 6227 code for a protein of 1898 amino acids. Gene Ontology annotation, cellular component: semaphorin receptor complex. Lineage: Eukaryota; Metazoa; Arthropoda; Insecta; Lepidoptera; Noctuidae. The transcript is spliced from 3 exons. Gene Ontology annotation, molecular function: protein binding; semaphorin receptor activity. Gene Ontology annotation, biological process: negative regulation of cell adhesion; regulation of GTPase activity; regulation of cell migration. The record is from RefSeq and is a predicted model, not a curated record.
CGGGUCAGUCACGCCUAGACUCGUUCGAAAAGCGAAACCAUAAUCAUUCCACGGCGAUGUACGAAGACUGAUGCUCUUGUCGUGGACUCCCUGUGCAAACGUGCUAUUUUACUCAUUGUAACGGGCUUUGAUAUCCGACAGAGAUAUUUUUAUAAAAUAAUGUUGUGAUUUAAACCGUCGCUUGUGGUGUUAAGUGUUCCAUUACGUUUAAGUGAAAAAUUAUACAAAGAAUAUUGUGUGUGGUGCAAUAGUGUUCAAGGCAGUUAACUUAUCCUGGAUUCCUAAGGAUUGUUUUUAACCAGUGAAGAGAUAAUUUGUAAUAAGGUCUCGUCCACGAGCUCGCAGCGCUGUUAACGCACUAUGAGAGUGCGCUCUACAUGCUUAUGAUCUCAAUAUUGAACAAAAUACACGUUUGAAGCCCGCAUAGUACAUCAAAAUGGCAUUUCUAUGUAUGGGGCGGGCGGGCAGCAGCAGUGCGACGAGUGGGCGGCGGCGCGCGCGGUAGAGUGCCGGCCACAUGCGCCCGCGCCAUGUGGCGCGUGCUGCUGGCCCUGGGGGCCGCGUGCGCCGCCGCGCGCGCCUCGCAAGACGUGGUCCUCUCCUUCACCGACCCCGUGACGGCGCCAUACUCGUUCUUCAAUCAUCUGGCCGUCGAUCGCAACACCGGCCGGGUGUAUGUCGGUGCCGUCAACAGAAUCUACCAACUCUCCCCCGACUUGGACGUCGCACAGUCGAUUAUAACGGGCCCCGUCAACGACUCCGCCCUCUGCACCUUCGACUGCCCCUCUAAUUAUGUGAAGAAACCUACGGACAAUGUGAAUAAAGCUCUAGUGAUUGACUACGCAACUAGCCGCCUUAUAACAUGUGGUUCGGUUUUACAAGGGCUGUGUUCUGUUCGAAAUUUGAAUAAUAUAUCUCACGAUGUGCGCGAAGUGCGUGAGCCGGUUGUGGCAAACAACGCGACCGCCUCCACCGUGGCAUUCAUUGCUCCAGGACCGCCAAAUCCUCCCAUGACCCAAGUUAUGUAUGUAGGAGUCACUUUCACGGGUAACUCGCCCUACCGCUCAGAAGUUCCUACAGUGAGCAGCCGCUCUCUCGAAGACGAUCGUCUAUUCAUGAUAGCUAGAACGGCCGUUACUACUGGUACGAGAAUGUUUGUCAAUUCAUUAUCUCGUGAACGCUAUCCCAUCAAUUAUGUGUACGGCUUCAAUUCGGAAGGAUUCAGUUACUUUUUGACAACCCAGUUGAGAGCUGUAGGAUCAGACACAUACUAUAGCAAAUUAGUUCGGGUCUGCCAUGAUGAUGAGAACUAUUACUCCUACACUGAAAUCCCUAUGUCAUGUACGGGGGAAGGAGGUGGAAACUAUGGGUACAAUUUAGUACAAGCAGCAUUUGUUGGAAAAGCUGGAUCUGUGUUAGCUGGAGAGCUAGGAAUCACUGCCCAACAUGACGUUCUGUUCGCUGCUUUCAGUCAGAGUGAAUCCAUCAAUACAAACACUCCUUCCGAUUUAUCGGCGCUGUGUGUAUAUUCCCUAAAAGCUAUUCGCCGUAAAUUUAUGCAGAAUAUUAAGACAUGCUUUAGUGGAAAUGGUUCUCGAGGACUUGACUUUAUAUCACCUUCACAUGCAUGCAUUGGAACAAAGCUGCAAUCAAUCAGCGAAGAUUUCUGUGGGCUAGAUGUAAAUACUCCUUUGGGAGGUGAACAACCAGUUGAAGCGGUUCCUGUUGCUAUAUUUUCUAAAAGGCUAACAGCGGUUGCGGCAACGGCCACCGGCGAUUAUACCGUCGUGUUUGCCGGCACCGCUCAGGGACACCUUAAGAAAAUUGUUGUCGAAAGUGCCACUUCUGCUUUCGAGUAUGGAGACAUCGUCGUCGACGAGGGUUCCGCUGUGAACAAAGACUUGUAUUUCGAUACUCAAUUUAUGCAUUUAUAUGUAAUGACUGAACGUAAAGUGUCUAAAGUGAAAGUUCAAGAGUGUAGCGUAUAUAAAUCAUGCUUAACAUGUCUCGGAGCCAAAGACCCUUAUUGUGGAUGGUGUUCUUUAGAAAAUAAGUGCAGCUUGCGAUCGGACUGUCAAGACGCAGCUAAAGAUCCGCUAUAUUGGAUCUCGUAUCGCAGCGGUCGUUGCACGACUAUAACUCAAGUAACUCCAAAUCAACUGCAACGAACGACUGCUAGAACGUUAGAUUUACUUAUCGAAAACUUGCCCACGCUCAAUGGUCAAUUUUUGUGUGCAUUUACAGCUUUAGACCGUACUUUGAUAACCAAUGCUACUAGGAAACCGUAUGGCGUUAAUUGUACCACUCCGCGCACCGAUACGCUCCCUUCUAUCCCCACCGGUCAGCAUCAUUUUACGGCAAAACUCUCGGUGCGUACCACCCAAGGGCCUGAUUUUGUCGCCACUAAUUUUACAUUCUUUGACUGCAAUACCUACAGCUCGUGCACUCAAUGCGUUAGCUCCUCCUUUCCUUGUGACUGGUGUGUCGACGGACAUCGUUGUACUCACGAUACAGCAGAAAAUUGUAGAAACGACAUAUUAGUUACUGGUGUCAGUAGAGUUGGUCCCAGUUAUCGAUCAGGACCCGGUUUCUGUCCCACUAUAAAUUCAACGUCCGACGGCACAAACGAGAUUCUAGUUCCAUCCGGCGUAAAGAAAGCGAUAAAAGUUAAAGUCCACAUAAUAGGUCAAUUUAUCGUCCAGACAAGGUUCGUUUGUCAAUUCAAUAUAGAGGGGCGUGUGACUCAUGUCAACGCGCAACUACUUGCCGACACUAUUUACUGUGAAGCCGUUGAAUUUACGUAUACAUCACGUGCUCCAAAUAUUACUGCUUCAUUCGCUGUUAUAUGGGGAGGAUCGAAGCCUCUAGAUAAUCCGGAUAAUACUCAUAUACUUAUUUAUCGUUGUAAUGAUAUGGCAGAUAAUUGCGGCAUGUGUCUAGCACUUCCAGAAAAAUUUGGGUGUGGCUGGUGCCAAGGAUCAGAUAGAUGUGAAGUCCAGGAACAAUGCGGUGUACCUAGCGUUUGGUUAAAUCGUACGCAGACUUGCCCUAAUCCAGAGAUUCAUUCCUUUCGCCCUCAAUUGGGUCCAUGGGACGGAGGUACUAAUAUUACCAUAGAAGGUAUUAAUUUAGGUCGUAAUAUAUCUGAUAUCUAUAACGGUGUUACCAUAGCUGGUAUUAAAUGUCAGCCAAUAAUAGAACUUUACGUAAAAACUAAGCAAAUCGUGUGUACCGUAGACGGACCGGGAGAAGAAGUCCCUCGAGACGGACCUGUAGUAGUUCGCGUUGCGGAUUAUCGCGGGGAAUCGAAACAUCAUUACGCAUUUGUUAAUCCGAAAAUUAAUUCUAUUCAACCCAAAUAUGGACCGCAGUCCGGAGGCACGAAAUUACGUAUAACAGGCGAGUACCUCAACGCAGGGAGUAAUAUUCAAGCAUUUAUAGACGAUUUGCCGUGCGCCAUACUGUCUGUAUCGCACGAGGAAGCAGUUUGUAGAACUAGCCAUUCAUAUCAAAUUAAAAUGGGAACAUUGCGAAUGCGAUUCGAUAACGGUAUGCGAACUUUAGAACGAGAAAAGUUUGAAUAUAUGGAGGACCCUAUUGUUGCGUCCGUAGAGUCCGGCCCGCCGCUAACGACCCAAAGAAAACAACCUAAGGGUAUACCGUCCGGCGGGAUAAACAUCAAAGUGACUGGACAGAAUUUCCAUACAAUUCAAUUUCCACAGAUAUACGUAUAUCACGAUAAUAGACCUUACAUCGCUCCUUGCAAUAGGGUUGAUUAUCAGUCUCAUCUCAUUUGUGAAUCUCCCGGAAUAGAAAGUGCUGGUCUCAAUCUAGAUCCCGAUAGACCUUUAGAAUUAGAAUACGGUUUUAACAUGGACGAUGUUCAAAGCGUACAAAAUCUGACUAGUAAAACAGGUGAAGCAUUUCUGCUGUAUCCAGAUCCCAUUUAUGAGAAAUUUGACGAGGACGUUAAGUAUUAUAAGUCUGAGUAUUUAACUAUCAAUGGUCAAAACUUAGAUAGAGCUUGCACUGAGAGUGAUGUAGAGGUUCAUAUUGGAGAUAGUUUGUGUAACGUGACAUCGCUGUCAAGACAUCAAUUGACCUGCCGUCCUCCAUCUCGCGAUGAACUUCCCGACGGCGUUGAUACACCCGAAGUUGAAGUCAAAGUCGGACGUGCCCUCACGUACAAGAUUGGCAAAUUAUCUUAUUCAUCGCAGGCUGGCCUUCAAGCCGCCAUAGGCAAGCCAGCUUUAAUAGGCAUCGGCGUCAGUGCCGGUAUACUCCUUUUGAUAUUCUUCGGAUUUUUAGUUAUGUAUAGGAGAAAGUCAACUGAAAAUAUUAGGGUAUUAAAAAAUAUGCAAGAGCAAAUGGAUAUUCUAGAAUUAAGAGUAGCUGCUGAAUGUAAGGAAGCGUUUGCUGAAUUGCAAACGGAAAUGACCGAUCUGACUGGAGAUGUGACGGGCGGCAUACCUUUCUUAGAUUACCGUACGUAUGCUAUGAAAAUAUUGUUCCCUAACAUCGACGACCAUGCCGUCCUGCAAUGGGAGCGCCCAGAGCUUAUUAGGAAAGAGAAAGGUCUUAGAAUGUUUGGGCAGUUAAUUAUGAACAAAACAUUCCUUCUAUUAUUUAUUCGUACUUUAGAAAGCAAUAGGUAUUUUUCAAUGCGCGAUCGUGUUAAUGUAGCUUCUCUAAUUAUGGUUACUCUUCAAAGUAAGAUGGAGUAUUGUACUGAUGUUUUGAAGACAUUGUUAGCGGAGUUAAUAGAAAAGUGUAUGGAAGGAAAGAAUCAUCCCAAGUUGUUGUUGAGACGGACCGAAAGCGUCGCUGAGAAAAUGUUGAGCGCAUGGUUCACUUUCCUGUUGUAUAAAUUCCUUCGUGAAUGCGCUGGCGAACCGCUGUAUUUGUUGUUUAGGUCGAUGAAAGGUCAAGUCGACAAAGGACCUGUGGACGCGAUUACUUCGGAGGCACGAUAUUCUCUUAGCGAAGAGAAGCUCAUUAGGCAGUCGAUUGAUUUUAAACCUAUGACGGUAAGCGUGUCAAUAUCGCAACAGACAUUAUUCGUUAGCGGCUUAGAGGCUACAACCGAAAACGUACACGUUAAAGUUCUCGACUGUGAUACGAUAAGUCAAGUAAAAGAAAAAUGUUUAGAUGCAAUUUAUCGUGCAACUCCUUAUUCCCAAAGACCAAGUCGUGACGACCUCGACUUGGAAUGGCGCACAGGCGCAUGCGGACGGCUGAUCUUAUACGAUGAGGACAGCACUACUAAAUGCGAAGGCGAAUGGCGCAAGCUCAAUACUCUUAAUCAUUACCGCGUGCCGGACGCUGCGUGUCUUAGUCUUGUCGCGAAACAAAGCUCGGUAUAUAAUUUAUCAAAUAUGGAGAAAAAUGAUAAGUCGCAUACUUAUGAAACACUUAAUCGCGGUAAAUACGGUUCGGCAAGUCCACCAGCUAGCCCCCUCAAAUACGAACAUGGCGGUGGUUUUAAAUACUGGCAUUUGGUUCGCCAUCAUGACGAUGACGCACGUAAAGAGGGAGAACGCGGCAAUAAAAUGGUUUCGGAAAUAUAUCUUACUCGUCUUCUCGCCACCAAGGGCACUUUGCAAAAGUUUGUCGAUGAUUUAUUCGAGACUAUUUUUAGCACAGCCCACCGCGGCUCGGCGCUUCCUCUCGCUAUAAAGUAUAUGUUCGACUUCCUCGACGAUCAGGCGUUGCAGCACGCUAUCUCCGAUCCGGAAGUUGUUCACACCUGGAAAAGUAAUUCCCUUCCUCUACGUUUCUGGGUCAAUUUGAUAAAGAAUCCUAACUUCGUAUUUGAUGUUCACAAGUCCAAUACUGUAGACUCUUGCUUGUCUGUUAUCGCGCAAACGUUUAUGGACUCUUGCUCCACUUCCGACCAUAUCCUAGGUAAAGAUUCGCCGUCGUCCAAGCUUCUUUACGCGAAAGACAUACCGGUAUACAAGGAGUGGGUGGAGCGUUAUUAUGCGGAUAUUAAGUUAAUGCCAGCAAUAUCCGAUCAGGAUAUGAAUGCUAUGCUCGCGGAGGAGUCACGUCUUCACACUAAAGAGUUCAAUACGAACUGUGCGCUGAACGAGCUGUAUACGUAUGCAGAGAGGUACAACGAACAGCUAACGGUGACCCUUGAGGAGGACGAGUUCUCGCAAAAGCAGCGGCUCGCGUACCGCCUCGAACAGGUGCACGGGUUGAUCGCACACGACUAUAACGUGUGAUUGCCCGUGUGGGAGCCCGUGACACCAACCCCACCGCCCUGUAUAUAAAGCCCCCGCACAUAUCUAUGCUGGCAAAUAUUGUAUAUAUUAGAUAGUGUACAGUCAUUAAUAUUGUAAUUUUUGUAUCAUUUCUGCGGUCCGAUGUCGUUUUUUAAUUUUAUAUAAUGAAAUUUGUAUUAAUUUUACACGACGAGCUCGGCCGGCCGCGGUCGUGCCACAGUAAGCAUCGUAAUAAAAAUUGUGUAUGUCUGUCUAUGUGUGCUCGCGUCGUACGAGUUAAUGUUACGUCGAUCGGUGUAAAAUGUGUGUCGCAAACGAAAUCGCAUGUGAGCUCGCCGGCGAGCGAGGCCGUCGCUCGCCGACGGGCGAUUUUAAAAUUUGUACUCACUACUUAAAGAAAUAUCCGACAGUGAUGCCCUGAACGAUUCCAAUAAAUAAAUAUCGUCGAAUAUAAA